Molecule: messenger RNA, 965 nt
Organism: Drosophila kikkawai
Lineage: Eukaryota; Metazoa; Arthropoda; Insecta; Diptera; Drosophilidae
Product: trypsin delta-like
Biological process (GO): proteolysis
Molecular function (GO): serine-type endopeptidase activity
Source: RefSeq, a predicted model, not a curated record
CAAAAAAGGCAAAGAUGUUCAUCAAGUGUCUACUUUUGCUACUGACACCCAGCUUCCUGUCUGCAGGACAUCUUCCUCGAGUGUAUCCCCGCAUAAUUGAUGGAAUAUACACCGACAUCAAAGAGGCUCCUUGGCAGGUAUCCUUGCAGCUUAAUGGAGAGCACCAAUGCGGUGGCUCCAUAUACGACAACAGGACCAUCAUCACUGCUGCUCACUGCUUUUUUUCGAAUGACAAUAAGGAAAUAGACACUCAUGCCUUCUCCGUUAGCGUUGGAUCCACAUCCAGAUUUAAUGGAACUGUCUAUGGUUUGGAGAAGAAAGUGCAUUAUCCAGGCUUCAAAGUAAAGGAAUUCUAUCGGAACGACAUUGCUGUCCUGCGAUUGAGCAAUCCUCUGGUAUUUGGCGACAAUGUACAACCAAUCUCCUUGGCCACAAAGGAACCUGUUGCCGGUACUAUUGCAGCUGCCACUGGAUGGGGGGUAGUUCACCUUACUUUUGACAUCUGGGGUAUAGGAAGCUUUUAUCCUGAAAAUCUUCUAGGAAUUCGCAAAAGGAUUCUUACUCUUGAAACCUGUCAGAAAUGGUAUUGGAAUAAUUUUGGAGAGGAUGUUCUUUGCACUGAUCCUGGAGUCUGUAAUGGAGAUUCCGGAGGACCCUUGGUAGUUAACCGAGAACUCGUGGGUGUUAUGUCAGGAAUGCAGUAUUUACAUUGCAAUGGUCCCGCAUUUUUUGCAAAUGUCUUCCAUCUUCGGGGUUGGAUCCUAAGCGCUAUUAAGGCUUUAAAUAGUUACAAUUGACUGGCUUAGGCUCAAUCAACACUAAAUAAAGCACACUUACUUGAACAUUAAGCAUUUAUAUAUUUUGUAAAAGUAAAGAUACUUUCUUUUAACUUUUCUUUUACAUUUUAAUUUACUUUGUCAACUUCUUAAACAAAAUAAAUGUAACUUAAAGAGCUUAAUCCUUCA